GCGCGCGGCCGUAGACAGGCGCCGCGCGGGAGUGUGUGAGGGGUGCGGGCUUGUGGGACUGAGGCUGCCGACGGCGGUCAAGGGAGCGGGCUGGCGGCGGCCGUAGUUGUCGGAACCUGGGCUUCAGCUUCCCCGAGCCCCAGAGGGCGGGACAGUCCCGGCCCGGCGGUGGCGGCGCCACUUCCCCGCUCCCGCCCUCGGAGUCCUGAGGGAGCUCGCGGCGGAGGAGCGGACCGGGCGGCGCGAAUCUGACUGAGGGGCGGGGACGCCGUCUGUUCCUCGCCGUUCUCGGCCGGGCCGGGCCGGCCUCUCCGACACCCCCAGGCCCCGGGGCGCUGAGACCCGAAACCGGAGCUCGAGGCGGGCGGUGGGCCCGGGCGGAGCCCCGGCCGGAGCCGGCGGUUCGAGGGCGGCGCUAGGCCCCGAGGCGGCCGGGCCGGAGCGCGAGGAGCGGGGUGCGGGCCCGGCGGCGGCGGCGGCGGCGGCAUGAGCCGGCCCCCGCCGACGGGGAAGAUGCCCGGCGCCCCCGAGGCCGUGUCGGGGGACGGCGCGGGCGUGAGCCGCCAGAGGAAGCUGGAGGCGCUCAUCCGAGACCCUCGGUCGCCCAUCAACGUGGAGAGCUUGCUGGAUGGCUUAAAUUCCUUGGUCCUUGAUUUGGAUUUCCCUGCUUUGAGGAAAAACAAAAAUAUAGAUAAUUUCUUAAAUAGAUAUGAGAAAAUUGUGAAAAAGAUCAGAGGUCUACAGAUGAAGGCAGAAGACUAUGAUGUUGUAAAAGUUAUUGGAAGAGGUGCUUUUGGUGAAGUCCAGCUGGUUCGUCAUAAGGCAUCACAGAAAGUUUAUGCUAUGAAGCUUCUUAGUAAGUUUGAAAUGAUAAAAAGGUCAGAUUCUGCUUUUUUCUGGGAGGAACGAGAUAUUAUGGCCUUUGCCAACAGUCCCUGGGUGGUUCAGCUCUUUUGUGCCUUUCAAGAUGAUAAGUAUCUGUACAUGGUAAUGGAGUACAUGCCUGGUGGAGACCUUGUAAACCUUAUGAGUAACUAUGAUGUACCUGAAAAAUGGGCCAAAUUUUAUACUGCUGAAGUUGUUCUUGCUUUGGAUGCCAUACACUCCAUGGGUUUAAUUCACAGAGAUGUGAAGCCUGACAACAUGCUCUUGGAUAAACAUGGACAUCUAAAAUUAGCAGAUUUUGGCACAUGUAUGAAGAUGGAUGAAACAGGCAUGGUGCAUUGUGAUACAGCAGUUGGAACACCUGAUUAUAUAUCACCUGAGGUCCUGAAAUCACAAGGGGGUGAUGGUUACUAUGGGCGAGAAUGUGAUUGGUGGUCUGUGGGUGUUUUCCUUUUUGAGAUGCUGGUGGGGGAUACUCCAUUUUAUGCAGAUUCACUGGUAGGAACAUAUAGCAAAAUUAUGGAUCAUAAAAACUCACUAUGUUUCCCUGAAGAUGCAGAAAUUUCUAAACAUGCGAAGAAUCUCAUCUGUGCCUUCUUAACAGAUAGGGAGGUACGACUUGGAAGAAAUGGGGUAGAAGAAAUCAAACAACAUCCUUUCUUUAAGAAUGAUCAAUGGAAUUGGGAUAACAUAAGAGAGACGGCAGCUCCUGUGGUACCUGAACUCAGCAGUGACAUAGAUAGCAGCAAUUUUGAUGACAUUGAAGAUGAUAAAGGAGAUGUAGAAACCUUCCCAAUUCCUAAAGCUUUUGUGGGAAAUCAGCUGCCUUUUAUAGGAUUUACCUACUAUAGAGAAAAUUUGUUAUUAAGUGACUCUCCAUCUUGUAAAGAAAAUGAUUCGAUACAAUCAAGGAAAAACGAAGAGAGUCAAGAGAUUCAGAAAAAACUAUACACAUUAGAAGAACACCUUAGCAGUGAGAUACAAGCCAAAGAGGAACUAGAGCAGAAGUGCAAAUCUGUUAAUACUCGCCUAGAGAAAGUAGCAAAGGAGCUAGAAGAAGAGAUUACCUUAAGGAAAAAUGUGGAAUCAGCAUUAAGACAAUUAGAAAGAGAAAAGGCGCUUCUUCAGCACAAAAAUGCAGAAUAUCAGCGGAAAGCUGAUCAAGAAGCAGACAAGAAGCGAAAUUUGGAGAAUGAUGUUAACAGUUUAAAAGAUCAACUUGAAGAUUUGAAAAAAAGAAAUCAGAACUCUCAAAUAUCCACUGAGAAAGUGAAUCAACUCCAGAGACAACUGGAUGAAACCAAUGCUUUGCUGCGAACAGAAUCUGAUACUGCAGCCCGGUUAAGGAAAACCCAGGCAGAAAGUUCAAAACAGAUUCAACAGCUGGAAUCUAACAAUAGAGAUCUGCAAGAUAAAAAUUGCCUGCUGGAGACUGCCAAGUUAAAACUUGAAAAGGAAUUUAUCAAUCUUCAGUCAGUUCUAGAAUCUGAAAGGAGGGACCGAACCCAUGGAUCAGAGAUUAUUAAUGAUUUACAAGGUAGAAUAUCUGGCCUAGAAGAAGAUUUAAAGAAUGGCAAAAUCUUAUUAGCAAAAGUAGAGAUUGAGAAGAGACAACUACAGGAGAGAUUUACUGAUUUGGAAAAGGAGAAGAACAACAUGGAAAUAGAUAUGACAUACCAACUAAAAGUUAUACAGCAGAGCCUAGAACAAGAAGAGGCUGAACAUAAGGCUACAAAAGCACGGCUGGCAGAUAAAAAUAAGAUUUAUGAAUCCAUUGAAGAAGCUAAAUCAGAAGCCAUGAAAGAAAUGGAGAAAAAGCUCUUGGAGGAAAGAACUUUAAAACAGAAAGUAGAGAACUUGUUGCUGGAGGCUGAGAAAAGAUGCUCUAUAUUGGACUGUGACCUCAAACAGUCACAGCAGAAAAUAAACGAACUCCUCAAACAGAAAGAUGUGCUAAAUGAGGAUGUUAGAAACUUGACAUUAAAAAUAGAGCAGGAAACUCAGAAGCGCUGCCUUACACAAAAUGACUUGAAGAUGCAAACACAGCAAGUUAACACACUAAAAAUGUCAGAAAAGCAGUUGAAACAAGAGAAUAAUCAUCUCCUAGAAAUGAAAAUGAGCUUGGAAAAACAGAAUGCUGAACUUCGAAAAGAACGUCAAGAUGCAGAUGGGCAAAUGAAAGAGCUCCAAGAUCAGCUUGAGGCAGAGCAGUAUUUCUCAACCCUCUAUAAAACACAGGUUAGGGAACUUAAAGAAGAAUGUGAAGAAAAGACCAAACUUUGUAAAGAAUUACAGCAGAAGAAACAGGAAUUACAGGAUGAAAGGGACUCCUUGGCUGCUCAACUGGAGAUUACCUUAACCAAAGCAGAUUCUGAGCAACUGGCUCGCUCAAUUGCUGAAGAACAAUAUUCUGAUUUGGAAAAAGAGAAAAUCAUGAAAGAGCUGGAGAUCAAAGAGAUGAUGGCUAGACACAAACAGGAACUCACUGAAAAAGAUGCUACAAUUGCGUCUCUCGAAGAAACUAAUAGGACACUGACUAGUGAUGUUGCCAAUCUUGCAAAUGAGAAAGAAGAAUUAAAUAAUAAAUGGAAAGAUGCCCAAGAGCAACUUUCACGGUUGAAGGAUGAAGAGAUAAGUGCUGCAGCUAUUAAAGCACAGUUUGAGAAGCAACUGUUAACAGAGAGAACACUCAAAACUCAAGCUGUGAAUAAGUUGGCCGAGAUCAUGAAUCGGAAAGAACCUGUCAAGCGUGGUAGUGACACAGAUGUGCGGAGAAAAGAAAAGGAGAAUAGAAAGCUACAUAUGGAGCUUAAAUCUGAACGUGAAAAACUGACUCAGCAGAUGAUCAAGUAUCAGAAAGAACUGAAUGAAAUGCAGGCUCAAAUAGCUGAAGAGAGUCAGAUUCGAAUUGAACUACAGAUGACACUGGACAGUAAAGACAGUGACAUUGAGCAGUUGCGGUCCCAGCUCCAGGCCUUGCAUAUUGGUCUGGAUAGUUCCAGUAUAGGCAGUGGACCAGGGGAUGCUGAAGCAGAUGAUGGGUUUCCAGAAUCAAGACUAGAAGGAUGGCUUUCAUUGCCUGUGCGAAACAACACUAAGAAGUUUGGAUGGGUUAAAAAGUAUGUGAUUGUAAGUAGUAAGAAGAUCCUUUUCUAUGACAGUGAACAGGAUAAAGAACAAUCUAAUCCUUACAUGGUUUUAGAUAUAGAUAAGUUAUUUCAUGUCCGACCAGUUACACAGACAGAUGUAUAUAGAGCAGAUGCUAAAGAAAUUCCAAGGAUAUUCCAGAUCCUGUAUGCCAAUGAAGGGGAAAGUAAGAAGGAACAAGAAUUUCCAGUGGAGCCGGUGGGAGAAAAAUCAAAUUAUAUUUGCCACAAGGGACAUGAAUUUAUUCCUACUCUGUAUCAUUUCCCAACCAAUUGUGAGGCAUGUAUGAAGCCAUUGUGGCAUAUGUUUAAACCUCCUCCUGCUUUAGAGUGCCGUCGCUGUCACAUUAAGUGUCAUAAAGAUCACAUGGAUAAAAAGGAGGAAAUUAUAGCACCUUGCAAAGUGUAUUAUGAUAUUUCAUCGGCAAAGAAUCUAUUGUUAUUAGCAAAUUCUACAGAAGAGCAGCAGAAGUGGGUUAGUCGGUUAGUGAAAAAGAUACCUAAAAAGCCUCCAGCUCCAGACCCUUUUGCACGGUCAUCUCCUAGAACUUCAAUGAAAAUACAACAAAACCAGUCUAUUAGGCGGCCAAGUCGACAGCUUGCCCCAAACAAACCAAGAUUGCUUGAUUUGGCAUUUAAAGACUGGGAUUGGUCAUUUGAUGAUGUUGAUGGUGGUGAUGAUGAUGACGAUGUUUUUGAUUUCUGAAGAAGUAAAUGGCUAACUGCCUUCUAUGAAUGCAGUCAUUAUUCAAGGUGAUCAUAUUCUUACAGUUGAAACAAGACUGAAAUAUGAUGGCCCAAAAUUUAUUAAAAAGCUAUAUUUUCCUGAGAGACCGAUACACACAUAUAUGUUCCCUUUAUUCCUGCAAUAUAAAUUCUAAAUGUUGGAUAGAUUUUUCUGGGCUCCUUUGGAGCAACAAGUUGAACCAACAGUGAUUGGUUAAUAGAGUAAGAAUAUCAUGUGCAACUCUUCCAAACUUGUUCCAUAAAGCUCUCUUAGCAUCACUCACACUACAUUGAAUAAAAGGAUUGAGAAGAGUUAAAGAAACCAUCUUUUCAGCUUCAGCAGAGAGAUUUCACCAGCACAUUUGCCAGAAGAAUCUGGGAAUGGAUUCCACUACAGUGAUAUAGACUGCAUCUUUAAGAAGUGACCAUUAUACUGUGUGUGUGUGUGUGUGUAUGUAUGUAUGUAUAUAUACACAUGCGCGCGUGCACACACACACACACAUCUAUAUAGUACUGUAAUACUGCAAGAGGGUUUUUUUAACUUCCCACUUUAUUUUUUUAUAAACAUUAAUCAGAUAUCAUUACUUACUGCAGUUGCAACUAUGCAUUUGUAUAAAGCCAUAAUGUUGGAGUUUAUAUCACUCAUUUGUGUGUACCUGAUGGAAACUGCAUGUUCAUGUUUAAGCAAUUACUGUAACAAGUUUGAAGUUAAUUAUAUCAGUUUCCUAAUGCUUCAUAAUAGGCAACUUUACCCAUUUUGAAUGCCUUAAUUUAAUUUUUUUCAAAAUCUCCACCCUUUUCUGUAUUUAAAAAAAAAAAAACAAAAACAAGUGUUUACCAGCGCUUAGGAUGCAAAUUUGCUUUGCAGAAGAAAAAUAGUGCACUAUUUUUACACAUAAUAGUUAUCAAUGUCAGCCUAUUUUGAUUGUAUAAGAGAAUUUUUUUUAAGUAUUGGUGAUAGAAACAGUAAUGGAUAGUAUUGGAACUAAUAUAUCUUUUAUGUAUAUCUAUUAUUCAUCCAACCCUUUUUACAGACCUCAGUAUUAGUGUGUGACUAUGAAAUGUUUUCUUUUAAUUUCUUGGCUACCCUAGGUAUGUUUUUAUUUCUGAUAAAGAUAUUUGUGACUAUUUUUACAUUUUCACACUCAAGUUUCAAAAAUUAUCUCAAAUACAAAGAAAACUAAGACAUACUGUAGAUAUAUUUUAAAUAUUUAAAUGUGAUUCCUUAAACACACAACUGUGUAUGGCAAUAUUUCAGUAUUGGGUUAAGAAAACUGGUGACUAGGAAGAAGUUGCCUCAAAGGCACUUAACUUGAUUUUUAUUUUUUUAAAUGCUGUUAAAGUUAACAGUUUAUGCAGGACUAUUCCUGCUUUAUUUCUCAUUAUCCCAGAAAAGUGUAUGUUUUAUACUGCUACAGUGUACAUCAGUAAGAAUCAAGUUAAAAAAAAUUACGUAGUCUUUUAUCAGUCUUUCUUUAUAUACAUACACAUACACAGAGUUUGGUGUGAUAUUGAAAUACAUCAUCUAAUAUUUCUAUGAAGGAAGUAGACAUUUUUCAUUGAUUCCUUCUGGGGUCAGUGUAGGGUGUUUAAAGAGUUAGAUCCCCAGUUAUAGAUACUAUUGUGGAAAUUGAAGAGUGGCCUUUGGCUACUGAUGUAUUGAAACUGAAUCUUGUUAUUCCAUUAUCCAGGCUGCACUCUUUCAUGCUGUCUGUGCUAAAACUAGAGAUGCAUGCCAGUUCCCUUGCAGGUAUGUUCUGGUUUGGGGGCACAGCUCUUUCUUUUUUUUUUUUUUUUUAAGUAAGAUUAAAAAAUGAAAAAUAUAUAAAAUUUAUAUAGAAUAAAUAUUUCCAUUCAUUAGACUUGUUAAAAGGAGACUGAAUUAAUAUUUUAUAUAAAGAUUUUGUUACACUAUGGGAGGCUCUAUCAUAUUAUUCUGAAUUGGAGAGUAUAUAUAUAUAUAUAUAUUUUUAAUAAACUUUAUUAAGGUGAAAUAAUUUGAAGUUUACACAUGAGUAAUUGAAAUAUUUGAGUAAAAAUGGCAAAAGUUUAAAUUUUGAAUGCUGUAUAUAUUAAAGAAUAUGGAGAAUCAUGGUGUGAUGCAACUAUAUGAGGAAAAUUAAUGUGAAGUUUUUUUGGGGGGAAAAAGAUAUCCUAAGGAGCGAAAAAAAUCUCUCCAUGAAGAUUCUUCACAUUAUAUGGUUUGACAUAAGGAUUUAUAAGGUUGUUUGUUCAACUAAUGGAAAUGUGCUUAAUAAAAAAUUCUGACCUUGGGUAAGAAUUUGCUUUAUACCCUGUUGCUGGUUUCAUGUACAUACAUGAGUGCAUACACCCAUCCAAAUGCUCUCUUCCCAACACUCAUUAAAUAUAUGACAUUGACUUGGUUUAACAGCCUGAUUUCGUGCCAGCUUCUCUUUUUCUUGAGGCUCCAAAACUUCCAAGAUAAAUUUAAGACCAAAAGUUGCUUAUUUUGUCACACCUUGAUUUCUCCUAGAGCCAUAAAUACCUCCUUUUGAGAACUAAGAAGUAGUGAAUACUGGGAUUUUCUUAGUUGGAUUUUUUUACUUUUGUGGGAAUAGUGAGACAAAGUAGAAGGAACACUGAUGCCAGGAUUACUGUCGAGGAUUACUGUAUAGCACAUUUUUGAAAAGUAUUAAUUAAACAAAUGCUAUCUAGAAGCAACAUUUAAAAAAAUCUGUCUGAAAGUUUAAAAUGCUCUGGAGCUAACUAAAGGAUAAGUAUACCAAUAAAUCUAAAAUAAAGGUUAGUGUUUUUUAAACUAUGCUAGAGUUAACACCAUUCUGGCUCUGAAGGAGCUCCUUUAUCCCAGUUUAUGUGCAGAUCCUCAAGAAGAAAUACUCUAGGUUGCCAAGCCACAAUCUAAGAAGUUAUGCUGCUGCUGUUAAUCUAUUCUUACAGGAUUUGGGUGGUAAAAUAGAGAAACUUGGACACUAUAUUACCUUAUUGAAACAUACUUUAAAUAACAUGUUUUAAAAGUCCGAUGAUAGCAAGUCACUUCUGAGUUUCUUGGUCUCUGUUGACACUGCUACUGACUCACCGCUCCUCCCCUGGGAUAAGAUGUCAGUUUCCCUAUAUUGUGAAGAUACCAUAGCUGGUUUGUAAAGCACUUUGAAGAUAAGCACUGUGUGACAGUGCUGAAUAUUAUGCUUGGGGGGCCUCUCCUUGAUUCCCUUCCCCAUAAUAGUUUUGUUUGGAAUUGUAAUAAGUUAUGAACUGCAUGGUUUAGAUAAUCAUAAAUAUUGGAUCAGCUGUCCCCUUGAACAAAAAUGAUACCCCUGAUAUUUUUUAAUUUUGUUGCAUCUUUGUAGUAAUGUAAUUGUAUUUUAUGCCUGCUUUUUAUAUUAAAAAAUUAAAUAAAAGAAAUUAAGACAUAA
Orcinus orca (killer whale) is the source of this 8152-nucleotide messenger RNA. RefSeq names its product Rho associated coiled-coil containing protein kinase 2 (gene ROCK2). The transcript has 34 exons. Lineage: Eukaryota; Metazoa; Chordata; Mammalia; Artiodactyla; Delphinidae. Gene Ontology annotation, biological process: mitotic cytokinesis; embryonic morphogenesis; peptidyl-threonine phosphorylation. The record is from RefSeq and is a predicted model, not a curated record. Gene Ontology annotation, molecular function: small GTPase binding; Rho-dependent protein serine/threonine kinase activity; ATP binding. Gene Ontology annotation, cellular component: cytoplasm; centrosome; cytoskeleton. Bases 487 to 4737 code for a protein of 1416 amino acids.